This is a messenger RNA of Melampsora larici-populina 98AG31, 744 nucleotides long. RefSeq lists its product as uncharacterized. Gene Ontology annotation, cellular component: nucleolus; small-subunit processome; Noc4p-Nop14p complex. Lineage: Eukaryota; Fungi; Basidiomycota; Pucciniomycetes; Pucciniales; Melampsoraceae. The record is from RefSeq and is a predicted model, not a curated record. The transcript has 4 exons. Bases 1 to 744 code for a protein of 247 amino acids. Gene Ontology annotation, biological process: maturation of SSU-rRNA.
AUGAGCUUGAGAAGAAGAGAUGAUCUCAUAGGGAAUAGGAGGAUUCCUCAUUUGAUUGUCAAGUUUCCAACAAGUAACUUAUUGAAUCAACGUCAAAAUGAAUCUCUUCGAGGUGCUUCCAAAAGUUCCCUUGUCAAGACGGUGGGAAAACCUGCUCAGUCCGCUACCCAAGUCCAUCAACGCUGGGUUGAAAAACUGCUGCCCAAAUAUCAUAAUUGUCAUGAAUCCACAAACUUUCUCGACAAACGAUUUGGUGAAGGAGAUUCGUCUCUAACCCUAGAAGAAAAGUCCUUGGAGAGAUUUACAAAAGAACAUCAGAUGAGGCUUCCUGGAGGCGCUAAGAGAAAUAUUUUCAACCUAGACAACGACCCAAUCCUGCUCAACUCCCUGAACUUCAAGAGGCCGGUUCAGCGACAUCGCACGAGCAGUCGAAGUCCCUCGCCUGAAGCGAAUCAUGGAGAUAAAGACAAAGAUAUGUACGAUCGGUUUGUGCGCCAGUUGGCUUUCGACCCACGGACCAAGCCAUCCGACCGCUUGAAGACUGCUGACGCCCCAACUUCACAUGCCUAUUUUCUUUCUAUUGUAUCACAACAGUGCGUGAAAAGUGCUGAACUACCCACUGUGGUUCAGCAUAUUCGAGUAUUGUACCAACCCUCACUGGGAGAAGAUGACAAAUCCAAGCUUACCACCUUUACUAAUGUCCUAAUUGAUCAUGUAAUUCAUACCACAUCUCUCCACAAGUAA